AUGGCCAUCCUUAACCAUCACCACCACCAUCACCUCAUGGGCUUCCACAUGAUGAUCUCCAACACCAAGAAGUCAUCAUCAUCAUCAACAACAUCAUCAUCACCACCAAAAGGAUGCAUGGUGGUAAGAGUGGGAAGCAGUGGGGAAGAAAAAGAAAGGUUUAUAGUUAAAGUGGAGUACUUGAACCACCCUUUGUUUGCAGGGCUGUUGAAAGAGGCUGAAGAUGAGUAUGGGUUUGAACACAAGGGUGCAAUCACUAUUCCUUGUUGUCUUGAUGAGUUCCUUCAUGUUAUUCAUAUCAUUGAUAGAGAAUUCAUGGCCAAUCACCAUCACCAUCAUCAUCAUCAUCAAUAUCAUCAUCUUCACCUUGCCGGAUGCUUUAGGCCUUGA
Dioscorea cayenensis subsp. rotundata (Guinea yam) is the source of this 390-nucleotide messenger RNA. RefSeq names its product auxin-responsive protein SAUR32-like. Gene Ontology annotation, biological process: response to auxin. Lineage: Eukaryota; Viridiplantae; Streptophyta; Magnoliopsida; Dioscoreales; Dioscoreaceae. The transcript has a single exon. The record is from RefSeq and is a predicted model, not a curated record. The coding region runs from base 1 to 390 and encodes 129 amino acids.